Messenger RNA from Periophthalmus magnuspinnatus, 565 nucleotides. RefSeq names its product lysozyme C-like. Gene Ontology annotation, molecular function: lysozyme activity. The transcript has 4 exons. NCBI's taxonomy places the organism in Eukaryota, Metazoa, Chordata, Actinopteri, Gobiiformes, Gobiidae. The coding region runs from base 16 to 486 and encodes 156 amino acids. The record is from RefSeq and is a predicted model, not a curated record.
UCAGUCCCGGUCGUCAUGGAGAUGCUGCGGUUGCUGGUUCUACUCCCGGGGCUCUGUGCUGUGGCUCAGGGCCUGGUGUUUGAGAGGUGCCAAUGGGCCAAACUCCUGAAGAGCAGAGGAAUGGACCAGUACCAGAAGAUCAGCCUGGCAGACUGGGUGUGUCUGACUCGGUGGGAAUCGAGCUUCAACACCAAAACCGUGAACCACAACCGUGACAACUCCACCGACUACGGAAUCUUCCAGAUCAACAGCAAAUGGUGGUGCAAGGACGGAGGCGUGAGCAAGGCCAACGGCUGCAACAUCAUGUGCUCAGCGCUUCUCGCCGAUGACCCGACCGUUGCCAUAAACUGCGCCAAAACCGUCGCCAGGCAACAGGGCGCCAAGGCCUGGGUGGCCUGGAGAAAUCGCUGUCAGGGCAAAGACUUGAGUCCGUACCUUAAAGGCUGUGGACUGGACCUGUCUGACCCCGCCCUUCACUUCCUGUAGAGGAGCUCAGGCCCCGCCCUUCACUUCCUGUAGAGGAGCUCAGGCCCCGCCCUUCACUUCCUGUAGAGGCCCGUGUCAC